UCAGAAUAUUUAUUUUGUUACAAACUUCAAACAAUUGAAUCAAUAAAUUAUUUCUAUAAAGCAUCAGUUGAUAAUAGUAUAAAAACAGCUUAAAAAAAACUUUCAUUAUUUUUUCAUUAGCAUUAAAAGCUGCAGUUCCUCCAACAUCCACCAGAGACUCCAGCAGUGAGUCAGUCCCACAGAUUCCCAAGUUUAAACUUGACAGCAGAAAGAAAGACGUUCAGUCUGAUUUAAAAAAGAAAAACCUGAUUUGGUCUCUGUAGAUAAUUUCUACCUUUAUGACACAUGUUUGUUUAUUUUUUAAAGUCAUCUGUUUAAAGUUCAACUUUAUUGUAAAGUUUCAAACAUAAAAAAAAAUUACAGUGGAAACCAGUUGGUGAUGGUGCCUACUUCCAUCUUUCAUAUACAGUCUAUGAUAGGCGCGUAGAGAGAGAAUAACAAUAAAAUAUGAUUUUAUUUGAACUGUUAAAGUCUGAGGUGCAGUCUUGUGUGUUUUCCUUUUGGGGAUCUCUUAUUGGUUCACCUUUCUUCUACCUGAUUGCGCGCACCCGGUGUGGGCACGUCCGAGCGCUCGCGGUAACCCGCUCUGCAGGUUCGCCCGGAGAGUCAGUGCCUGAGUGCUCCUGCAGCGAGCAGCUGUGCUCCUGCUCACACGGCGGACACCAUGAGUAAGUCCAGCACGCUCAAAGUCCGGAAAUUAUUCAGCCUCAAAUCACCGGAGAAGGAGAAGAAGGAGCUGAAGAGGUCGGGGUCCCUCAAAGAUGUAGUGGGUGCGGGGACCAACCCCGCGGACAUCCCGGGGGGGCUACCCUGGAGCCCCGGCUCUCUCAGCCCGGGAGACAACCCCACUCUGCCCGGGGACUCCUCACUCUAUUCCCCGAAAGAAAAGAAGAAACGGCGGCUGCUGCCGUUCAAGCUGAAACGGAAGAAAUCCAAAGACAAAGACCGAGGAGGAGGAGGAGGAGGAGGGGGAGAGGUGUUCUUCCCUGACACUGAUGAGCUGGAGAGCUUCAGCAGCCACAAGAGCCUCGACCACGACCAGAUGAGCGUUUCCACAGAGUGCAGCUACCAGACCGAGUCCGACUGGACGUCCGUGAUCAGCUUCGACAUGAACGCGGCGCCGGGAAGCCCGAUGUCACCCUCCAAACACUCCAAGAGUUCGGAGGAGAAGAAGUCAGUGUUCGGCCGUCUCACCAACUUCUUCAGCUCCAAGAGGAAGAAGAGCAGCAGCCGGAAUCAUUCGAGCACCUCCACCGACAGCUGCCCGGCGUCCCCCUUGUCUCCACAUUCACCCCAAUCUGAGCCAGAAAAUGGGUUAAAUGCUGAGCACAGCGACACCGUGAGCCAGAGCUCCAGCCGGAGCGCCUCCAGCAGGGCCUCGCAGGUCACAGUAGAGGCAGACAUGCCCUUUGCAGACAGUAACAGCACCGGGAGAAGCAGCGUGAAGGAGCUGGAUGCAAUCAUGACUUCCACAUCCACAGACCCUGCAUCUGCCACCGAGCCAGAUCCAGAUCCUGGUUUAAAGUCAGAAGUGGGCUUCACUGAAUCCGUGGUGGAAGAAGUGAGCAAACGGCUGCAGGUGAAUUUGGAACAGAAAGUACUGAAGAGACCAGAGAGCAGCAGUGAGGAUGAGAUCAUCAGCCCGACCACACUGACGUCACUUCAGAUCCCCCUUUCUAAGGCUGCGGAGUCCCCAAAGUCUCCUAACCUAACCUCCAUAAGCUUAGCAUCAAAGAAAGCAUCGGUGAAGGUUGGAGAGAAGGGCCACAGCACGGCGCUGAGAGGAAUAACUCUGGGCAAACAGCAGGGAAAACCUCUGGACCUGAAGAGGGAAAACUCAGGAGGACCCAGGACGAGCACUCGCAUAUCCACCAGCAGCCUCUCGGGGGAAAGUGCAACCAUGAGAGAGGAAAAACCCCAAGGCGAGUCUCCUGUCCUGUUCCACAAAGCCAUAUGGGUGGAGACACACCUGGGAGAGGAGGAGGUGGAGUGGGAGAAAGAAAGGGAUGUAAUGAAAAAAGAGGAGGAGGGCUUUAGAGCAGACUCGCCUCCUCUUUUGGCCGUACCUGCCACAGUAAUUCCAGAGGACGACUCAGAGGCUGAGAGAGCACCAGAGAGCCCUCCCACCCCCUCAGAGACUCCUCCGCUCAGUGGCAGCCUGCCACAUUCACUCUCCUCCCUGUCACAGACUGUGGGGGAGGUUCACACCCCCACGGAGCAGCCGGAGGGGCCGGACACAGACUCAACAAGGAGUUUUCCUCAGGUUCAGGAGCGAUAUCGGCCGAGAUCAAUCCGGAUCACACGCAGGACCGUGAGUCUGCCUUCGAAGAGCAAAGGUGUUGCCGAGGUGAACACCAGCCCCGAGCCGAGCGUGGACGAGGACGAAGGUUCAACUUCAAAGAGCUCAAACACAACAGAGGCGAAACCACGGCUGAUCCUCAAAAACAGCAAUGAUGCUGACUUUAAGGACACAAACUUCGAUCGACCCGCACAUGAAGACGAGUCUCCACUCUCUGAGGCAAUUACUCCUGAAGCCAUAGUUAAAACAGACUUGGAGGCCUCAGACUUCAAUGACACUUCUGCAGCGUCAGACAUGUACAAAAAGAAGCCAGCAGCUGCAGAACCAGCGGCGAGAGGCCAAGCAGCUAACCAGGCUGCACCCCAGAAACGAGUGGUUAGAGGAGCAGCAGAAAGCCGGCAUACCACGGCGAGUGGAACAAAGACCCCGACCUCUGCAGCUGGAAACAAGGCCAAGAAUGUCCUAACAAAGGCAAAGGGCUCCACAGAGGGCACAAAAGUGGAAACUUCCAGUGAUAAUCCAACACAAAGAGACGGAGCCGUUAUUAUGUUGCCAGCAUUAAAAGACCAAAGUGCCAGCGCUCCCUCCGGUGCUGCCGGUUCAAAGUCUAAAAUCCCCAAAAGAUCAACAUCAGACGCAGAUGUGAAAUCGCCGGUGACACCAGAUAAGACCUCAACGCCGGACACCUCAGGGCCCAAACUACAAAAACAACCUAGGACCAAAGAGACUCUGAAAUCUCCAACAACUGCAGCCAGACCUGGAAGGAAACCAAGCUUUGAGGAAAACAAAGGAGGAAAAUCAGUGUCGGGGAACGUUUCUCUCAUGAAAACUAGGACCGGAACAAAACUCAGUAAGGACAAAUCAGAUGAGGACUUUGAGUCUGUGAACUUGCUAAAUGACGUGGAGAAUGAGGAGAGAAAAAGUGGACACCCACCACACAGGGAAAGUCCAGACGUCAAAAAAACACAGCAGCAGAACGAUGUGGAGAGCUCUCCGAAGAGCCGGCUACCCGUUUCAUCUCCGACGAGAAAGAAGGUUGAUAUAACCUAUAAAAGGGUUUCAUCGGGUCAGAUGGACUCGGACAGACCUAAAACAGUCCAGAAGACAAGUCCAGAGCAGAAAGAUGCAACCGCUGACGAGAGUCCUGGGAGUGAGACGCCGCCACCGCUACCCGAAAGUCCAAAGAAAGCAGGAAUUGUCCCACCAAUGAAGCCACCCAAAAACUUUUCUAAAAGAAUCCAUGUUGAGAGCGAUACUCCGACCUCCAGCAUCUCUCCACUUCCCACCAAACAAGAGAAAACUGUCUCAUCAAGGAUCUUUAAAUGGAACGAAAACAUCAAACAGCAUCAAAAAAUGCCUGCAAAAGAUUCACCUGAGACCUCGUCGUCUGUGAGCAAGCUUCCCACAAGAGCCCAGAGAAGCUCCAAUAAACUAAAACCCAGACAACGUUCCCAAAGUGGGAAUUCUGAGGACUCAAAUCACAACACAUCGACAGAGACGGAUGUAAAAGCACCUGAAAGCAUCACGGCGAAUGAGCGUGACAGUGAAGACACAUUUAAAUUCAAGUCGGAGGGAGAGGAAUCCAUUAUAAAACACACUGAUGAAACCAAAGUGAAAGAAAAAGAGAUCGGAACCAGUACAGCAACUGAAGACAUUUCAAACAUCCAGCGGUUGCAAAACAGCGACGCAGUUAUUACAAAAAGUGUUCUGGACACAGGAGCCGAGGUGCAGUCGAGCUGCGAGAUCGACAAAGCAAUUCCAUCUCAAGUUACUGAUGGAGGUCAAGCGGAAAAUUUGUCUGCUAUUCAAAAUAAAAACACAACACGAGAACCAAAAUCCCCGUCACUAAAAACACUGAAGCUAACAGGAAACGUGAAACUGGGUUUAAUCCAAGAUAAAAACGCGGCACCACGAACUCACGACACAAAACAAGCUCCUGAAGAUGAAACUGACAUGCCGAGCAAACCCGCUGAGGGUGACAGUGUUCAAAGGGAGAUACGUGGACGUAUUCCUGCUAAUAAAAUAAAUGCAUUCACUUCCAAGCAAGAGAUAAACAGCAGCAGUAUUCCUACUAAACUGAUUUCAAAGGAUGACUCAGAUCAGUCUAAACCAGCCAAUACAGAGCAGCAAAAGGAUUUAUCAAGGGAGGAUCAAUUCACAAACGAAAGGGACACAUCCCUGACAUUAAACAGGGCCUUAGCAAAAGAUGUUGAAGUAGAAGAGAAAAGCAAAGAGGAGGGUGGCAGGAAACCAGCAGAGAGGUUGGGCAUUCAAACAGAGGCUGUGACUGUUUGUGAAUUGUCCAAGAAUGUUGAAAAUCAGUUGCACAAAGAGGCUCUUUUACUCGCAGGAGGAUCUGAAGGGAAAGGCUCAAAACCAAAUGAAACACUUAGUGACACAGCAGUGGAAAGCACUGAGUCACAGAAUAGUUGCAAAGAGGCGCUCAAGGGCAUAACCACAGAGAGAGCCAUUACAAAUUCAGAGAAAUCAGCACAUCUGUCAUCAGAGGAUAGAGGUUUAUCAGCUGAGUCCAAGGAAGAAACGCAGACAGGGGUUACAAACGCUCUGAAAGAACAAACGAGGGAGGAGCAAGCAAUACUCCAUGAAACUACAAAACAGCAGCCUGAGAUGCCUUUGAAAGAAAACACCGAGAGCAGCGGUGAGAAAACAAAAGCAUCAGAAGUGAAAAAUGAAUCCAAACUGCUUUUGACCAAAGAUGAGGAAGUCGGAGAUGAAGACACAAGUCUGGACGACAAACGUGACAGAGGUGUAAAAGGAAGACGAACUCCAGAAAUAAGAGACGUAAACACAUUCGAUGCUGAAGCUGAUAAAGAAAAGAAGACUUUAUUGAAUGUGACUCAAGAAAACAAGAAGGCGGUCGCUGCUAAAGACCAAGGUGAGGACAUUACAACAAAGGCUAAUCUAAAUCAGGCCCUUGCAGAGGUGAAAGCCUCAAAGAAGACAUCAGAAAAACAUAUUUUAAAAUCAGAUGCAACUAAAGAAGUAAAAGGUGCCAGCACUGAAGCUACAGAGGAUUUGUCAAUAAACAGCUUGGUGAGUGGGACUGAAGCUGCGAAUGCUGACAUUAAAGCUAACAUCCAGGAAGACCAAAAGUCCAUAAUUGUUGGAGACCUGAAUAAGGACAUAACAAAUCCAGUCAAAGAUCCAGAUGAUAAAUUAGACCAGAAACCAGAAAUGGUCAAAACUGGAGGUCAGGAGAAGACAGUGGAGAGCCAGAAUAUGGAUAUAACUCAAGACCAGACCUCUCUAAGUACAGAAGACACCAAAGAAAGGAUCGACACCAAUGAGCUGUCAGUGGACAGUCCGGGAAAUGAUGCAGUGACUGCAGAUAAUGAAGUUGGACUUCAAGGUGAAAGUAUAACAAAACCAGCCCAAGAAAAAUCAGUUCAAGAGAAGACAGUGGAGAGCCAAGAAAAGGACAUAAUUCAAGAACUGAUCUCAGUAAACACUAGUACAGAAGGUACCAGAGAAAAGACAGAAGUCAGUGAUUCAUCAGUAGAAAGCCUGGAGAAGGAGAUGGGAGAUAUGAAUGUUAAUAGUGUUAGCAAACAACAGACUGACCAAGAUGGAAAUGCUACCAAACCAGAGAUGAACCAGUCAACAGGUUCAAAAAAGGAAAACAAAGAUGGUAACAAAUCUAGUCUAAAAUCUGGUCUGAAAAAGCGAGUGGGAAUAGUACAACCAGAGUCUCUUGUGGAGGCAGAAAGCCAGAUUCAAGACCUAAAGGUUGUCUGUGAUGAGGAACCUAAAGACAAGAAUGAGACCAAGGAUUCAUCAGCAGAAAGCUUGGUGAAAAAGCCAAGAACUUUGGGUACUAACAGUGAUGCUGGAAUCCAACAGGACCUGACGUCUUUAAAGGUUGAAGUUGACAACCAAAAAGAACUGACUGAAUCUAAACUUCAUGAAUCUGAACAGAAACCAGAGAUGGUCAGAGCUGAAGUUCAGGAGAAGACAACAGAGAUCCAAAAUACAGAUGCAACCCAAGAACUGACCUCAGGUGGCUCUAGUACUGACGAUACUAAUGAAAACACUGAAGUCAAAGUUGCAACAACUGCAAAUGCUAAUAAUGAUGUUAGCAAACAGCAGGUCCAGGCUCCUGUAACCCUUAACAACCAAGAUGGGAGCAUAACAAAACAAGAGAGCGACAAAUCAGCAGAAUCCACAAGUCCAACAUCUGCUCUAAAAUCAGAAUCUCCUCAGGAGGCAGCAGAAAGCCAAAAUCAAGACCUAAAGGAUGCUGAUGGAGCUAAAGAGAAGGCUGAAACGAAGGAUUCAUCAGCAGAGAGCUCAGUGAGUGAGAUGGAGGCUUUGCAGACUCAUAUUGAUGCUGGAAUCCAACAGGACUUGAAACCUGUAAAGGCUGAAGUCCAAGACCAAGAAGAACUGACUGAAUCUAAACUUAAUGAAUUUGAACAGAAACCAGAGAUGGUCAGAGCUGAAGUUCAGGAGAAGACAACAGAGAUCCAAAAUACAGAUGCAACCCAAGAACUGACCUCAGGUGGCUCUAGUACUGACGAUGCUAAUGAAAAAACUGAAGUCAAAGUUGUAUCAACUGGAAAUGCUGAUAAUGAUGUUAGCAACCAGCAGGUCCAGGCUCCUGUAACUGUUAGCAGCCAAGAUGGGAGCAUAACAAAACAAGGGAGCGACAAAUCAGCAGAAUCCACAAGUCCAACAUCUGCUCUAAAAGCAGGAUCUCUGCAGGAGGCAGCAGAAACCCAAAAUCAAGACCUAAAGGAUGCUGAUGGAGUUAAAGAGAAGGCUGAAACCAAGGAUUCAUCAGCAGAGAGCUCAGUGAGUGAGAUGGCAACUAAAGUUAGCGACAAGCAGAAUGGAGACAUUACAAAACCAGAAUUGAAUAAGUCAACAGAAUCCAAAUGUCCACACCCUGGUCUACAACAGGGACCAGAGACUGUAAAAACAGAAUCUACAGAUGAUGUGGAAAGCAAGAUCUCAUCAGCAGAGAGUUUGGAAAAUGAAAAGGCUAACAAUGAAAUUAGCAGUCAAAAGAACCAGAAGAGCACACCUGUCAAAGUUGUGCAAAUAAAGAAACCAGAGACAAUUACUGAACCUCACACAGCUCCAGGUACUAAUCAAGAACAGAAAUCAAAGGCUGUAGCAACAAAGGAUCUGAAGAAAGCAACUAAAGAUCCUGAAUUAAGUGUAACAUCAAGUGUUUCCACGGCUGGAAAAGCAGCUGGCAAACAGGAACAGAAAAACCUCAUUAAAGAGGUUGUUGGAGUGGAUGAGAAACUAAAGGCAUCAAAGAUGAAUGCCAAGAAAGAAUCACCCACUGUUGGUUCCAGUGAGGUGUUUCUGAAGGAUAAAGAAACAAAAGAAAAAAGAGAAACAGAUUUUCUAGGUAGUGCUUUCAAAAAAGGACUACAGACUGCAGAGAAGUCAUCCACUUCAUCCCAAAGUCUGCAAUCAAAUGCAGACGUUCCAUCCGGCUGGUUAGAUGUGGAAUCUCAUCAGAAGAAGAGAAGGGUCCACAAAAGAAGAUUUAAUACGUCUGCUAGUGUGGAUGACCCUCUUGAUGACACCAAUGACUUUGAUGAUUUUAUCAGGAACAUUAAGGAAGGUGGGAUGCCUUUCGCAUUGCCUCCAAAGAAGCAUGUUCAUAAAAAGUCUCCACCUCCACAUUUUGUCUUGCCGGCCAUUAAGGAGGACCACUUUGAGAAAACGUUCGAUCCUGAGGAAUUCCAGUUUGGCUUAAGGAAAAAUGGACGAACCUUUAUUGACCUUUUACCUACUACAAUUCUUAAACAAAAGGGAAAUCAAAGGAAUGGCCAAACUGUGGAAAAAAAUGCCACACCCACUCCUGAACAGCAAGCAAAAACACUUGAUGAGGUUGAAGGUAAAUCUGGACUCCAAGAGGGGGCCAAAGCUGAAGCAGGAAAAGAGGGGCAAGACAAUGGAGAAGAGCCUGUGAAGCUUACAUCAAGACUUAAUAAGAUUUCCAUCCUCUCCAGCUUACUUACCACUCGUUCCACCAGGAAGAGUACAGAGGAAGCUUCCUCUGCCUCAAAUAGCACACCUUCCUCUGACCAGCAGCAGGGCAUGCCCUCACUCAGAAAUGUGGAAGCUGCUGAUUCACCAAAGCCUGAGGCCACGGCUGAUAACGUGGGUGGGACGGGUGUAGAUCAAAGCCCGGUCACAGGAGGUGGUACAGGAAGAGUUAGUGAGUCAGUCUUUAGCUCCUCCUCUCCUCCUCCUCUUGUACUGCCCUCGUUCUCUGACAUAAAGCUGCCUGAACAUUUAGAGAAAUUACUGAAGAAGAACAAAAAAGAAACAGAGACCUCCAGAGCGCAGACAAUUCAAACUAACCAGAAUACAAAGGAGACCAUCGCUAUGGACCAGGACCUGAUAGCAGGUCUAACUAAGGUGGAUCUGAACCUGAAGAGCCCUGAAGAACUUCCUCCAAUCACCAACCACAUCCAGCAGCGCCCUCCAAAUGGAUUUCAAAAGACGACUUCAAAGCCAAAGAUUCCUGCAGUAAGAGGGUUCCACAAAAGGCCUGGAAAGAUCAUCAUACACGAGCAUGCUCAGUUUGGAGGAGAGGCCUUUGAGCUCUACUCUGAUGUAGAAGAUGCCACCACCAUGAAGCUGUCCCCCAUCAUAUCCGUCAGAGUCAUCAGAGGAUGCUGGCUCCUGUAUGAGAAGCCUGGUUUCCAGGGCCGUAUCAUCGCUCUGGAAGAAGGUCCUACAGAUGGCAUCGUGAAUGUCUGGGCAGAGGAGGAAAGUCCUGCAACACUAGGUGAGAUGGGUGAACCUAUUCCAACAGCACCUGUGGUCAUCGGCUCCAUUCGACUGGCAGUGAGGGACUACAGCAUGCCCCAGAUUGACCUGUUCUCAGAGGUGAACGGGUUGGGGAGGAUGGCGUCCUACUCUGACGACACCGUAGAGGUCAGCUCCUAUGGCAUCCCACAGACCACCGGCUCCAUUAAGGUCCAUUCUGGAGUCUGGCUGGUGUACACCGAUCCAGGGUUUGCAGGGUUCGUGGGCGUGCUGGAGGUGGGAGAGUAUCCCUGCCCGGAGGCCUGGGGCUUCCCUGAGCCCUUCGUAGGCUCGCUCAGACCCCUCCGAAUGGGGGUGAUAAAAGUGGAGCGUCCCAAUGAAGUCAAGGCCUUACUGUACGAGAAGCCCAACUUUGAUGGCGAGUGUUUAGAGGUUCACAGCGACAUCUACAACAUACAAGAGCCGGACGAGGAAUCCGACGAACCUGCUGUGAACAAGAAGACGCUGUGUGCAGUCGGGUCUCUGAAGAUCCUCGGCGGCCUCUGGGUGGGCUACCAGGAGGCAGACUUUGAAGGUCAGCAGUACAUCCUGGAGGAGGGGGAGUACCCUCACUGCAGCGACUGGGGGGGAUCUGAGGACGGGCUGCAGUCACUUCGGCCUGUAAUCUCAGACUUUGUGUCCCCGCACGUUAAACUGUUCAGCGAGCAGGACUUCAGUGAGCGGGGCCUCAGCACCAACCUGCUAGUACCCGUCGUCAACCUGGAGGAGACCGGCCACGGUGCAAAGACCCAGUCUGUCGAUGUCAGCGGUGGAGUGUGGGUGGCGUUUGAGAAGCCUGGGUUCAGCGGGGAACUCUACGUCCUGGAGAAAGGCAUGUAUGCAAACCCGGAGGACUGGGGAGCUCAGAACUUCAGGAUCGCAUCCAUACAGCCCGUCUUCCACGACAGCAUGGGAACCACAAAAUUCAAGGUCCAGCUGUACUCUGAGGAGCACUUCCAGGGACGGCUGGUGUCUCUGGAGGACAGCGCAGCAGCUCUGGAUGAAGACUUCACACCCAGGUCCUGUAAGGUGCUGGCUGGCAGCUGGGUGGCGUAUGAGGGAUCCCAGUUCACGGAAAACAUGUACAUCCUGGAGGAGGGGGAGUACCCGAGCACAGAGGCCAUGGGCUUCCUGUCCUCAGACUCGAGCUUCCGGUCCAUCCAGACUGCGGGACAUGAGUUCUCUCUGCCGUCCAUCGCCCUGUUCACUAAGGUGGGCUGCAGGGGUCGCAGGGUGGUGCUGACGCACGAAGCUGUGAACCUGCAUCAGGCCGGCCUGGACACUCGCAUACGCUCCCUGGUGGUGGAGGGAGGAAUGUGGGUGUUGUAUGAGGGCAGUAACUACAGAGGUCGACAGCUGAUCCUCCAACCAAGCCAAGUGGCUGAUUUGUUUCAGCGUAGCGGCUUUCAGCGUGUUGGAUCCCUCCGCCCAUUACUGCAGAAACCGAUGUACUUCCGCCUGAGGAACAGUGAGACGGGAUGCAUGAUGUCUCUGACGGGAACGCUGGAAGACAUCAAACUGAUGAGGGUGCAGGCCAUGGAGGAGACGGGGGGAGAGGAGCAGGUGUGGCUCUAUCGGGACGGAUAUCUCACCUGCAAGGUGGUCGAGGACUGUUUCCUGGAGUCCUCGGGCAGCGUGAUGAUGGCGGGCAGUCGGAUCUGCGUUUCUCCCGAGCGAGGCAAAGACAAUCAGCUGUGGAACAUCAGCCCGGACGGUGUGGUUCACAGCAACCUCAAACCAGACCUCAUCCUGGAGGUCAAAGGUGGGCAUCAGUACGAUAAAAACCAGGUGAUCCUGAACACGUUUGAUGAGCGAAAGCUGAACCAGAGGUGGAGUUUGGAGCUGCUGUGACGACUCUCACAGCCUCCUGAUGGAGCUCCAUCACACUGGGCCCUGAGACGCAGCUCUGCCAUGGAGCCCACAGAGAUGUUCCCUACUGCGUUUGCUUGGAAAGACGAUGCGCAUCGUUGAUGAACAAAAUGUUUUUAGCUGACCUUUAACCCAAAGACUGUGUUCUUCAGCGAGACCUCAGCCCUGUUUCAAUGCUGCACCUUUUCCUGUACGGUACUUCUCUUACACCCUCAAUGUGUGACAUGCUUACACUCCAGAAGCUGUUUGUAGAUCAAAAUGAUCCGUUUGAAAGUUAUGUCUUUUUAGUUUUUUGUACACGGGCACACACACACACACACACACACUCUCCACGGCAUCGUUUGUACAGAACCACUGAGUGUAAAGACUUUGAGUUUAACUCUGCUGCCCUCUGCUGGUUGUAAAUGUGAGAAUAUUGUUACACAUUAAAAUAAUAAUGUGAUGUU
This is a messenger RNA of Oreochromis aureus, 11409 nucleotides long. It is a transcript of the gene crybg1a, whose product is annotated as crystallin beta-gamma domain containing 1a. Lineage: Eukaryota; Metazoa; Chordata; Actinopteri; Cichliformes; Cichlidae. The transcript has 23 exons. The record is from RefSeq and is a predicted model, not a curated record. Bases 665 to 10945 code for a protein of 3426 amino acids.